Molecule: messenger RNA, 1416 nt
Organism: Nematostella vectensis (starlet sea anemone)
Lineage: Eukaryota; Metazoa; Cnidaria; Anthozoa; Actiniaria; Edwardsiidae
Product: 5-hydroxytryptamine receptor 1F
Exons: 2
Coding region: 833-1414 (193 amino acids)
Biological process (GO): G protein-coupled receptor signaling pathway
Cellular component (GO): membrane
Molecular function (GO): G protein-coupled receptor activity
Source: RefSeq, a predicted model, not a curated record
GCAGAUAUUCAACUUUUGGCAGAGGGGUACAUUUGUGUUCUCUCUGACCACCCCCCCUCCCACCUCCCACCCCAGCUAUACGCUUACUCGUAUCCCAUUGGCUAAAAAAUUAAAAGCAAUUGCCGCUUCGUGUGGAUUGGGCGAAACAUUUUGCAAAACGAUGCCUUGCAGCAGGAUAAAGUGUUUUUCAAGCAAAGGCUGCGACACAUCGAAUUUCAAUGUUGGUUGGGCGAAAUAUUCAAUGACUCCAAAAAGCCCGGUCAAAAAAACAAACUUAGAACUUAUAGAACUUUCAAAGCGACGACAUACGAUUUUGAGACAUACCUUUCCAACAUUCAAAACCCCAACCACCGAAAAGCCCUCACCCGCCAAGAUGCAAGGGUAUAAUAUGUUAACAUAUGAUAAAAAUUAACAACUUUUCCAACAUACCAUUGGCAAAGUAUGGAAAAUUUUGACGAUCGUUGAUCGUUCAGGAGUAUGGCAAGUAAAAGCAACUAUAGGUCUGGAAACUCUUAUAGUUGCCAAUAGCAACUGUUCCAUCUAGAUAACCUUUCUUCAACUGUUUUAAUUUUGUCAGAUUUUUUUUUUGUUUGAACAAAGGAAUUCUUAAUUAUACUGAAGGAAAUGCAAUGACAGCUGCUUAUAUUCCAGCUGUUUCGUUCUGCACAUUUGCAAUAAUCAUCUUCCAUCUGAACAUCCGAUAACACGAGCGCACAAGAAAGAAGAAGAUAAAACAAAAUAUAAGUGGUGCACGAAAAUUGAGCCUACUUAAAAAAAAUCUGGGUUACAGAUUUUAUAGAUGGCGAGAUGAAAGAAAGAUCAGCUUAGAGCGAUGAUGGAAUUAAGAAACUUUACCGACAAAACAGUCUUCAAUUAUGCUUGCUACCAUUUUACCGAAUGGGUCCAGGAAGGUCAGAUAACGAGACCUGAGUUUAUCAUCAUUGCAGUACUCAACGGAAUCACGAUUCUUCCAGCUAUCCUUCUGAACGCUUUGGUACUUUUCUCAAUAUGGCGUACACCAACACUUCACACACCUGCCAUGGUUCUGUUGUGCAACCUUGCUCUCUCUGAUUUCGCGGUCGGCAUCAUCGCUCAACCAAUAACAGUAACAUCAGUAGUGCUUGAACUCAGUCCUUCUGUAAAACCUGCAUCGUUUUGCUCGAUAGCAGUGUUCUAUGGAAUAACAUCAUCCCUUUUCGCAGGUGUUUCAUUACUCAGUAUUACUGCGGUCGCUGUUGACAGAUUUCUUGCACUUCAUCUUCAUCUAAGGCUAGUGCGGAUGUCGACCGUGAUCGUACUGGCCAACUCUGCUACAAAUCCCGCCAUCUACUGCUGGAAAAUUCCAGAAUUACGAAAUGCUGUUAGGGAUACAUUAGUCUGGCUCGGAUGUAAUCGUAGGAGAGGAGGCACCUAGAA